Recurvomyces mirabilis is the source of this 636-nucleotide messenger RNA. RefSeq lists its product as uncharacterized. The record is from RefSeq and is a predicted model, not a curated record. Gene Ontology annotation, biological process: meiotic recombination checkpoint signaling; synaptonemal complex assembly. Bases 1 to 636 code for a protein of 211 amino acids. Lineage: Eukaryota; Fungi; Ascomycota; Dothideomycetes; Mycosphaerellales; Teratosphaeriaceae. Gene Ontology annotation, cellular component: nucleus. The transcript is spliced from 4 exons.
AUGGCAACCAUACAGAUUCAGAGAACGCGAAAUGCACCGACCAUCACCAAGACAGCCAUUACUCAGAAGCAGAGCCUCGAGAUCGUGCAGACCAUGCUGCAUGGCUCGCUCAGCACACUAGCAUAUCUUCGUGCUCUGUUCGCCGAGAAUACAUUCGACACACAAGUCUACGACAUGGGGCAAGACGUAUACUCUUACAAGGAUUACGCUGCGGGCAAACUUACCAGGAAAGCGAGCCAGGCGAAUCCUCCGCAUACAGUCAUGCGCAUCCUUCGCCGCGGUCGUAGUAGACGCGCUGACAAGUUUCUGGACUGGUUGGCAAGUAUUCCCGAAAGGGGUGCAUUUGUCGCGAUCAAGGCUGGCCAUUUGCAUGCUCUGCAAGUCUAUGUCCACGGCGACCCUGACGACCGCUCCAAAGUCCUCGAGACGUACACCUUCACAUUCAAGUACAGUGUCACAGACGCUGAUCAUGUCGAUGUAACGGGCGUCGAGCUGGACACACCUGGUAGUCUUAUCAGCCUUCAAGCGACUAACACUGCGUUUCAGUCUAUGGUGCGGCGACUGAUGACGAUGUGUCCAACGCUGCCAGAGCUGCCUGGUCUGUCUUGCUAUUCCUUUGCAUAUGACCACGACUGA